This is a messenger RNA of Durusdinium trenchii, 2949 nucleotides long. The record is from the annotation of a GenBank genome assembly. Lineage: Eukaryota; Dinophyceae; Suessiales; Symbiodiniaceae.
AUGCCCAUCUCGAAGUUCUCUGUGGACAUUGUCAAGGGUUGGACGCGGGCCACGUGCGUAGUGUUCAUCAUGCUGGCAGUGACGGAGCUGGACCCUAGCGAGGAGUCGACGAAGGCCUUGGUCAAGCCCUUGGAGCGGGUUUUGGACAAAGCUUGGCUGUUGCCCAUGCACGUGGCUAUCGGUAUGAACAAGGAUCAACAAUCCUUCAGGAACAUGUCCCUCUCCUUCCGUGGCGCUGAGCGUCAAGCCCCAUCAGUUCUUCAAAUGGCCCUUCGCUUCUCGCAGAUCAUGGACAGACAAGGCAGCACUACAUCUGGCAAUACUGAAACUCGGUUGAAGAAGGUCAUCAAGCAGUUCAACAGCAGUGAGGGUCUUCACGUUCGUCAUCAGAUUGAUGCAGACAAAGAACGAUCCAUUCUGAAUCUGAUUAUUGGAACAUGCAAGGAGACACGAGACAUCAUGUCUCAGCAUCUUGCCUUUGUCAAAUGGCGUGAAAGCGCCCUGAGCACGGACCUGUUGAAGGGUUCGCGAUGGUUGUUGGGCGCGCGCCCCAAGGGAUUGCCGGAGUGUCUGCAGGACGCGCUCACGGUCACGGCGGAAUCCCAGUCAAUGCUGAUGCAGCUCCAUGUGAAGCGCUUCCUACAGGCCACUCGGAGGACGAAGCCUUCUCAACGCGCCCGGGCGCGUGCUUCUCCCGAGGAGUUCGACAAGAUGGUGGACUAUAGUUGCAUGUUUGCAUACCUGAGGGAGAGCGCCAAGAAGGCAACAUCCGAUUCCAAGGUCGAUGGCAAGCUGAUGGAAGCUUUUUUGGCCAGGGACUAUUUUCAGGACGUGGAGGCCGUGGUGGCUUCGAAGAACCCCUCCUUUCAGCUCAAGUCGCUCAUCGUUUGGACAGAUUUGGUGGAACCUCCAACUCUACCCUCUUGCCUGCAGGGAGAAGAAUCCACUGACCUCCUGGCAGCCCAGGAGCAAGCAGCCGCUUCGAAAUUCAGUGAGAUCAAGGUCAAGCUCGCAUCUGACUGCAAGGCGAUGAACACGUUCAACGCCGAGAAGACGCAGGUUGCUGGGAAGCAACACGUUGCGAAGGUCUUGCACCAGAAGGCUCAGAAUGAGGCCGGCGCCAAGGUGGUUGAAGAGUUCAUGCAGAACCGUUGCUGGAUGGGGCUGGUGCCCGAGUGGGCAAUGCCAGCGGAAGUGGACACCAUGCUCCGGGCGACUGGUGCUCGCAAUCAGGUUACCAUGGAGAAGGUCCACGUGGUUGGCUGGGUCGACUUGACCAAGAUUGGCAUCAUCACCCAAAAGGAUGUGACCACGGUUGGCCAAUGGAGGCUGGAGGACAAGCUGAAUGAUCACAAGAUCGAGUUUCGCCAGUUCUUUAUGCCCUUGGACAUCUCUGGAUUGCAUCACAACCGCUCCAUGCCGGGAGGAUUUGUCUUCUACCUGUGCGUUGCUGACAUGUGCCUACCAAGCCAGGGCACUGCGCACAGAGCCAACAGGGGAGUUGGCAAGGUGGACAAGUCUGAUGUCAAUGUCUUUUGCUUCUCAAAGCUGUGGCAGAACCAAAUGGUGUCUUCCAGCGUUUGUGCUCUCGAGGAGAGUCACUUUGUGAUUCCAGGCCAGGGCAUUGUGUCCUCCAGUGCAGAAGGCCGCAGGAACUACACCGAUGCUCAAGAAACGGCACAAUGGCUUGGUGGUGAUUCUGUGCCUGAGCACAUCCUUGCCGAUUUGCUUACAGGUGCCAACGGUGAGAUUCAGCCCGUGAUGGUGGUGAACGCCACCAUGUAUGACGGAUGCUUGGAAAAGACCUGCGUGAAGCAUGCUAUUCCAUGUGUCUCGCAAACGGAGAAGCAGCACCCGUUCACGAUGGCCUUGAAGAUCACCAAGAGCUAUCUCCUAGAGCUUUGGAAAAAGCAUGAGGGUGUGAUGGAAAACGCUUUGCCUCGCUUCAUUGCUGAGCCCAACCCGGAAACGUUGCCAUCUGACCCGAAGGAACCGAACUUGUUGCUCUGCUCUUUGGUGGACGGCGCUUUGUGUCUUCCUCGCAAUAUCAGGGCCGAGUUCCUCACAGAUCCAAUCCGAAGCCCCGAGUGGCGCAAGAUGCUCCAGGAGUUCGACAGGUGCUUUGGCACAGCAGCAGGGAACGCUGCAGAGCCCGAGGCCGAAACUGGGGGUGGCGACAGUGCUGAUGCCGGUCCUCAGGGCGCUCCCUUUGACUGGGCAGGCGCCUUUGUUGAUGAGCCUCAGGAGACGGAGAAGUGGCACGCCAAGUAUGAUGCUUUGGUCCAUGGCAAGUUCACGUGGUGCCCAGAGUUGACCGCGUACAUUGUCAAGGAGUCGGAGGAUUCAUCUGCGGAUGCUGAGGCGCCCAAGAAGUUCAAGCUUUUCAUUGAAGCGAAUGAGCCUUACACGUUGAAUACAACGGAUCCAUUCUUGACAUAUGGGGCGGGUGUAUGGUUGUUGGACAACAAGGCUGAGACCUUCAUCUCUGAAAACUCAGAGCAUGGUCACAAAGGCGUUGUCUGCAGCUUCAGCUCUGACUUGGAUCCAGUUGUGCUCGAGGAGAACGGUCAUGAUAGCGAUCUGAAGUCACUUCGAUGUGUCCUUCAGCAGUGCGAAGCGACCGGGAUGGUCGAUUUUGAGCUUGGCGGCCAUACGUUUUCGAGGCCGGCAGCAGUGGUCCAAGGGUUGUCUGCUGACAAGUUUGAUGUUUCCAUCAAGGCAGGUAGCAGCAUGGUCUGGAGGCCCAACAACCUCCAGGUCUCAGGCUUGCGGGCGACCAAUGCUGCAAGCUUCUUCUUGUCAAGCUGCUUGGAUUCUUCGCCAGCGUUGAAGAAGGUUUGGCGAGUGCGGGCGUACAGGCCUCAAAAGACGCUGGGCCCGGCCAAGCCAAUGUGGUUCCUUCGCCACACCUUGGACAUGGCAAAGGGUACUGUGCAAAGGGUGGUGUGA